GCUGGCUACCCACUAUAGGCAGAGUUACUAAACACAGCUCAGCUUAGCUCAGGAAGAUAGCAAUGGCCAGGGCUUUCCCCAUGGGAAUGGGAGUGGUGGCUGUGGCUGCCGUGCUGGUGCUGCUGUGCGCCGCCGUGUCCUCCGCCGCCGCGCAGCCUCGUCCCCCUCUGCCAAAGAACUCCCACAUGAUCACCCCAGGGCGGUUUGGGAAGAGGGCCCAGGUGCUCUCCUGCGACGACACCAAGGACGGGAACGCACCCUGCGUCGCCACCUGCGACAAGCGCUGCCCCAACGAGUGCGUCGUCAUGUGCCCAGGCUGCAAGACAUACUGCUUGUGUGACUUUUAUCCCGGGGUGUCAUGUGGCGACCCUCGCUUCACCGGUGCCGAUGGCAACAACUUCUACUUCCACGGCAAGAAGGACCAGGACUUCUGUGUCAUCUCUGAUGCUGACCUCCACAUCAACGCUCACUUCAUCGGCAAGCGCAACCCCGCUAUGAGCCGUGACUUCACCUGGAUCCAGGCUCUGGGCAUCCGGUUUGCUGAUCACCGUCUCUACAUGGGUGCCCAAAAGACUACCAAGUGGAACAACGACGUCGACCGCCUCGAGUUCUCCUUCGAUGGAGAAUCGAUCAAUAUCGCUGCAGACAUCGGGGCAAAGUGGCAGUCCAGUGUCGCACCCGGGCUGACUGUCACUAGGACCACCGUGACCAACGGUGUGAGGGUCCAGCUUAAGGGUGUGUUCGACAUCAUGGCUAAGGUGGUUCCCAUCACAAAGGAGGACUCCCGCAUCCACAACUAUGGCGUGACAGAGGAUGACACCCUCGCGCAUCUGGACAUCGGGUUCAAAUUCUAUGACCUCACCGAUGAUGUUCACGGUGUCCUCGGCCAGACCUACCGCUCUGACUACGUCAACAAGCUCAGCGUAAGCGCCAACAUGCCAGUGAUGGGUGGCGUAGCGAGCUACAUCUCCUCCGACAUCUUCUCCACCGACUGCAAGGUCUCUAGGUUCGGUCUUAGCGCCGGCAUCACCAUGGUCACCACCGCGGCCAACUAAACUAUUUCUCAAUACAACAUCACUCUGAUGUUAUCGGCCUAUCUGAUGAUGGACAAAGGCCUACAAAUAAAAUAAUAUGUGAGAAAUGUAAUGUGUAACAUUGUUUUGUCCCAGAAAUUGACAACCUUCCCAUGAGAAAUGAAAUGAUCUUUCAUGCUGCAAA
Molecule: messenger RNA, 1218 nt
Organism: Hordeum vulgare subsp. vulgare (domesticated barley)
Lineage: Eukaryota; Viridiplantae; Streptophyta; Magnoliopsida; Poales; Poaceae
Exons: 2
Coding region: 63-1055 (330 amino acids)
Source: RefSeq, a predicted model, not a curated record